AUGAGUACGACAUCUUUGUGUCUGCCACUGACGGAACCUGUGUCAGCAACUUCAGUGCCCCCUUCAGACAAGACCCAGAAUGUUAGCGCUACCCUGGUCUGUGUCAAUCACUCCGCUCUGGUCUCAUGGGUAGGAAGCCCCAGGGAUGUAAGAUACAAUGUGACAUUGACAGGCCAGGAUGGACACACACAGCACUGCCACACCAACACUACAAGUUGCCAGCUAUUUGACAUCGACUGCGGUGAAACCUAUAGCAUCACGGUCACACCGUACUCUAAGACAUGCAGAGGACACCCAAGUGCAGUUUACAGCUUUGAAGCAGGUCUUUGCGCUCCCAUUAAUGUCACCGUGUCUCCGGCGUGUGAGGACAGGACUGUCUCUUGGACUCAUGUAACAGGGGCUGAGAUGUACAUAGCAACAGCAACUGCAGCUGAUGGACACAAACACACUUGCAGCUCAAACUAUUCCAGCUCAUGCAAUUUCACUGGCCUCCACUGUGGGGAAACCUACACUGUUACUGUUGUAACUGUGGACAGGGGCUGCUGGAGCGAGCCCAGCUCAGCCGUGGACAUGAAAACAGCUUUGUGUCCACCUACCAACUUGAAGGGCCAAGUCAGUUGUGAUACCAACACAAUGACUCUCACAUGGGACCCGACUCCAUUGUCCGGGGUCACCUACACUUUACAAACUGAUCUAGGCAGCCAAUUCACUCCUUCAGUGUACACUACCUCUAAUACGUCACACACGCUGACCAACGGGCUGUGUGGACAGCGAUAUGCUGUGCGCAUUGCAGCACAGGAUGGAAACUGCCGCGGCAGAUACAGUUCGCCCAUAGAAAUAAGCACAGCCCCUUGUCAGCCAACCAACCUCAUUGCUCAUGUAGACUGUGGGACAAACAAAGGGAAUUUCUCCUGGUUUCAAAGCAGUGGAGUAGGUUUCUACACUGUUAAGGUGACAGGAGAGAAUGGCCACGUAGCAUCCUGUUCCUCCAAUGACACUUCCUGUGCUGUAAGACUUGACUGUGGCCACUCAUACUCGGCUACACUGGUGGCUUCCACAGACAGCUGCAACAGCAGCAAACAUGCUGACAUUAAUUUUGACUCAGCUCCCUGUCUCAUAGAAGAUGUCUCAGCUGAGUUACAGUGUAAUACCAACGUGAUGAAUGUGAGUUGGACAGAGACCCCAGGCACAGACAAUUACACCGCCUGGGCCAUCAGCACAGAUGGACACAGAGCUUCCUGCAACUCAACGUCCAACUCCUGCUCCAUUCAUGAUCUGCAGUGUAGCAAGGUCUACGAGGUGGCUGUCACCUCCUCCUCCAUCCACUGCACAAUCAUUUCUGGUUCUGACUACAAUGUUCAGUCUGCUCCUUGUAAACCUGAGAACAUCGCUGUGGACCAAAGUUGUAGCAGCAAGACGAUGACAGUAAAGUGGAGCCAGGGCAGCACAACACAGAACAACACUGUUACAGCGACGUCUGCUUCAGGUGUUAACUCCACCUGGGACUCCAGUGAGAGCAGCUACUCCUUCCUGGACCUGAGCUGUGGUCAGCUCUACACUUUCACUGUGAUGGGACACACUAAUGUGUGCAUGAGCGAGAUGAGCACUCCUGUAGAGAAGCUCACCGCCCCAUGUCCUCCCACCAAUGUGUCAGCUGUACUGAACUGUACUACACGUACCGCUCUGGUCAGAUGGAGUAGUGCAGCUGCAGCCACAGCCUACAGCGUCCAGGCAACCUCCAUGAGUGGACUCAACUCCUCCUGCAGUGACAUGGGCACAUCCUGUAGCCUCAACAACCUGGUCUGUGGACUAGAAUACUCUGUUGUUGUGGAGGCAAUGAACACUGGCUGCCCUGGCCCUGCCAGUGCCCCUGCCAUGCUCGCUACAGAGCCCUGUGCCCCCGUGAAUCUCUCUGUCCACUACAAUGUGAGCACUGCUCAGGUGAUGUGGGGGGCAGCAAGAGGUGCCAGCUCAUACUCUGUCCAGGCUGUGACUGCCCAGGGCUGGACGGUCACCUGUAACACCACCAACACCAGCUGCUCCCUGAAUGGCCUGCAGUGUGGUCAGAUCUACAACAUCACCGUAAGGGCACAGAACCGGGCCUGUGACAGUGUGAUCUCUAAAACCCAUCACCUCAAGACAGAACCCUGCCCACCCACCAACGUUAAAGCCAGUUUGGAGUGUGACCACCGUAUUUUGACAGUUUCCUGGCAGCAGAGUGACUUUGCUGACUGA
Messenger RNA from Perca fluviatilis (European perch), 2235 nucleotides. Its product is annotated as fibronectin type III domain-containing protein 7-like. The record is from RefSeq and is a predicted model, not a curated record. NCBI's taxonomy places the organism in Eukaryota, Metazoa, Chordata, Actinopteri, Perciformes, Percidae. The coding region runs from base 1 to 2235 and encodes 744 amino acids. The transcript has 11 exons. Gene Ontology annotation, molecular function: protein binding.